Molecule: messenger RNA, 1743 nt
Organism: Telopea speciosissima
Lineage: Eukaryota; Viridiplantae; Streptophyta; Magnoliopsida; Proteales; Proteaceae
Product: monodehydroascorbate reductase, chloroplastic/mitochondrial-like
Exons: 17
Coding region: 192-1673 (493 amino acids)
Cellular component (GO): cytoplasm
Molecular function (GO): flavin adenine dinucleotide binding; oxidoreductase activity, acting on NAD(P)H
Source: RefSeq, a predicted model, not a curated record
GGACAAAAAAAAAUGGCCGACUUCGUAAUGUCUUUUUCUAUUCGCCAUUGAUGAUUUGGCGAUAGCUAAGUAGCUACUGUACAAUUUUUAAUUCUUCGUAUAGCUUUAAGAGCCAAUAAUCACAUUUAAAUAUUCCAAAGAUUCAGAGGAGGAGGAAUUUAAAAAGAAAAGUAGAAAAAGAUCAGAGUUCGAUGUAUUCAGUUAGAAAACUGAUGACGACCAUGACAAAUUCUUUAAGCUUGAAGCAUGGACUUUCUCUUUGGUGUCCUCAAUCUGGUGUGCUCAAUCGAAUUUCUCGAUCGUCUUCCAUCUCUUUCGGUAACUUCCAAAGGAGCUACGUCGUUGCGCCUUCCUCUUUCGCCAACGAAAAUCGAGAGUUUGUAAUCGUUGGUGGUGGUAAUGCCGCUGGAUAUGCUGCUCGGUCUUUCGUCGAACAAGGGAUGGCCGACGGGAGGCUCUGUAUUGUCUGUAAAGAGGCAGUUGUACCUUAUGAGCGCCCUGCUUUGACUAAGGGUUAUCUGUUCCCACUAGAUAAAAAGCCAGCGCGUCUACCUGGCUUCCAUACUUGUGUUGGCUCGGGUGGGGAAAGGCAGACUACUGAGUGGUAUAAAGAGAAUGGCAUAGAGAUCUUGUAUGAGGAUCCAGUGACAGCUGUUGAUAUCGAAAAACACACACUGACCACAUCCUCAGGAAAACUUCUUAAGUAUGGAUCCCUCAUUAUUGCUACUGGGUGUACAGCUGCGAGAUUUCCGGAGAAAAUUGGAGGGAACUUAUCUGGUGUUCAUUAUAUCCGUGAUGUUGCUGAUGCUGAUUCACUAAUACAAUCAUUGGGAAGAGCACAGAAGGUUGUUGUUGUUGGAGGUGGUUAUAUUGGUAUGGAGGUAGCUGCUGCUGCUGCUGGUUGGAAGCUUGACACAACGGUCAUAUUUCCAGGAGAUCAGUUAAUGCCAAGAUUGUUUACUCCUUCUCUUGCUCGUAGAUAUGAAGAACUUUACCAACAAAAUGGUAUCAAAUUCUUAAAGGGUGCUCGUAUAAAAAAUCUAGAAGCUAGUUCUGAUGGACGUGUGACUGCUGUCAAACUUGAAAAUGGGUAUAGCAUAGAAGCAGACACGGUUAUUGUUGGGAUUGGAGCAAAGCCAGCUGUCAGUGCCUUUGAAGCUGUGGGUUUGAACAACACUGUUGGUGGCAUACAGGUUGAUGGUCUGUUCCGAACAAGUGUACCUGGUGUUUUUGCCAUUGGAGAUGUUGCAGCAUUCCCUUUGAAGAUGUAUGAUCGUAUUGCACGAGUUGAACAUGUUGGUCAUGCUCGUCAGUCAGCACAACAUUGUGUGAAUACAUUAUUAAGUGGAAAAACUCACCUAUAUGAUUACCUUCCAUUCUUCUAUUCAAGAGUUUUUGAGUAUGAAGGCAGUGCAAGAACAGUUUGGUGGCAGUUCUAUGGAGACAAUGUUGGUGAGACAAUUGAAAUUGGAAAUUUUGAUCCUAAGAUUGUUACAUUCUGGCUAGACUCUGGUAAACUGAAAGGAGUUCUUCUAGAAAGCGGAAGUCCUGAGGAAUUUCAACUCCUCCCAAAACUUGCGAGGAGCCAGCCACCUAUUGAUAAAGCCAAGCUUCAAAGUGCAUCCUCUGUUGAGGAGGCUCUUCAAAUUGCUCAAAGCUCGCUUACAGGUUGAAGCUUAAGUGUGGUUUAACAUGACAUAGCUGUGGUUAAAAUAUUAAAAGAGAAAAAUUCUUAGUUUCUUC